Molecule: messenger RNA, 1780 nt
Organism: Cajanus cajan (pigeon pea)
Lineage: Eukaryota; Viridiplantae; Streptophyta; Magnoliopsida; Fabales; Fabaceae
Gene: ZFP4
Product: zinc finger protein 4
Biological process (GO): negative regulation of abscisic acid-activated signaling pathway
Source: RefSeq, a predicted model, not a curated record
AAGAAUAGCAUAAAGGGUCAUACAUAGCAUAGAACUUGAAAAAAAAUAAAAAAAUCCUGAGGUACACUGCCUCACACUCAAAAGACUGUAGCAUAUUAAUUUGAUGAUAUCUUCCACUCUCUCUUUUUUAUAUAUCCCAAAACCUCCUUUUCUCCUCUGACUUCUCUGUUCCCCAACUCUCCACUUCUUUCUUACCUGUUCUUUGCCAUAAUUAAACAUCAAUGCCCAUCUGUGAUCUGUCUCUCUCUCCCCAUUUACUCCUCCUUUGCUUUUUAUUCCUUUUCAGUUAAACUUCUCAAUUAAAAAAAUAUCUAAGUUCACACCUUACCCUCUAUUAGUGUUUCAGAAACAUAGAAAACACAAUGACCACUUUUGUCUUCUCAUAAACAGUCAUAGCUAGGAAAGCUACACUGGAAACAGAUGUCUCCAAUUCCAAAGCAGGUUUUUGGUGAUUUCAGAAGCAAGCCACUUUCACUUGAUCUUGAAAUUUGAGAGGAUGAGUUUGAAUCACUGAAUAAAGGAAAUGGUUUGUGGAUUUUACCUUCAAACUUCAUAUCAUGUCACCACCACCAAACUCUGCGUUUCUAGCUAAGGCUCCAAAGGUUACAUAAAUAUCCCAGUGCAAGCUCAGAAAUAGAUCUUAUUCUGAAUACUGUGGUAGUUAGUUGCCACUCCUAUUUUGUAAAUUAGAUUCUAACUUAAGCACAACUAAAUCAUGAAACCAAACUUUGAUCUUGAAGUGGAGGCAUGUGCAGAAUAUGAAUCUGAGGUUAGCAGCCAGGUUGCUUCCAAUGUAUCUAUUCAAGAAACCUCUGCAGGUCCUUGUAGUGAUAGCCUCACUAACUCUUCCAACAUCACAAAUCCAUUAGGGGUUCAUCCUAAUUCAGAUGCUAUUUCACUUGACUUAACUCUCCAGUUCAAGAAUAGUGAGCCAGGGGCAAGAGAUUCAAUAGGAUUCUCAUUCUCAAGCACUAGUGAGAGCAGCAACGAACCUGCCUCUCAAACUACAGCUGCAACCAUUCCGCGAGUCUUCUCUUGCAAUUACUGUCAGCGCAAGUUUUUCAGCUCUCAGGCUCUUGGUGGACACCAGAACGCACACAAGAGAGAAAGAACAUUGGCAAAAAGGGCUAUGAGAAUGGGAUUUUUCUCUGAAAGGUAUGCCAAUUUAGCAUCUCUCCCUCUGCAUGGUUCUUUCAGGUCCUUAGGCAUAAAGGCACACUCUUCACUGCAUCAUGGUUUCACCCCAACGAUGAGGCCUCCUGAGGUGAAAAACAAUGCAAGAUUUGAUCAAGGGUAUGUUGGCCUCCCAAUAUUCGUGGAGGAUGACGAGUCAGAUUUGUUGUGGCCUGGUAGUUUUCGUCAGGUUGCUGAGGCAAGCAAUAGUCAUCCGAAUUUCAUACUGACUGGAAGUUCAAAUUUGAGUUUUACUGAGGUGAAUCCACCUUUAGACAUAGAGAACUCAAAACCAGAUUUGACUCUGAAACUUUGAAGGAAGUUAUUUGGCUUAGUUCUGGCCUUGAGUUGUCUGCUUUAUUGUUAUGUUAUUGUACAGUAAGACAUGCAUGCAAGGGGCCAUGAUUGCCAGAUUAAUUCCUAUACUUGUUGGGUUUCCUUUUACUUUCAUUUUCCGUUUUCUCUUAGGAAUCCUUGCUUUGGUAUUUUCCUUUGUAUGUUUCUCAUUGUAUAAGAGCUCCGGGAGGACAAUUUUGGAGCUUCUGUGCUUGUUAUAUAAAUCAUGUUUUUCCUUCACUGUAAUUAUCGAGCUUCUAUGUUUUCUGUC